Molecule: messenger RNA, 1792 nt
Organism: Spirodela intermedia
Lineage: Eukaryota; Viridiplantae; Streptophyta; Magnoliopsida; Alismatales; Araceae
Source: the annotation of a GenBank genome assembly
AUGGCAGAGGUGCUCCUCUCGCCGUCUCAUAUCCCCUCCUCCUCUUCCUCGUCCUUCUCCCCCGGAGGCGGCGGGGAGUUGAGCUCGUCGCCGGCGGGGAGAAAGGGGCGGCGGAGGAGCGGCGGUGGCGGUGGCAGUGGCGGAGGGAGGGAGAAGGUGGAGGAGGACCAGCUUUCUCUAUUGACGCUGCUGGUGGCAGCGGUGAGGAAGUCCCUGGUCGGGUGCCGGAAGGACGGCGGAGACGAGCUUCAGUCCAUGGAGAUCGGGGGGCCGACCAAUGUCAGGCACCUCGUCCAUGUCACCUUCGAUCGGUUCCAUGGGUUCCUCGGAUUGCCGGUGGAGCUCGAGCCCGAAGUCCCCCGGAGGCCGCCCAGUGCCAGGUAAUUCCUCUCCUCUCCUCUCCUCUCUCUCUCUCUCUCUCUCUCUCUCCCUCCUGUCUCUCCCUCUCCCUCUCUCUCUCUGCUCGCUGGAAAGAUUUCAUCUUCUUUCCCAUUCAAAGCAAUUUUCUUCAUGAAACAUCUAUGUAGCUGCUGGCAGCUUACCCCAGCUGUUCUCUCUCUCUCUCUCUCUCUAGCUGAGAUCGGAUUAUUGACCAGAAUUUGAUAGAUCUCUUGAUUUUGAUCGUCGAGCAGUGCGAGUGUGUUCGGGGUCUCCACAGAGUCAAUGCAGUGCUCUUACGAUCCUCGGGGAAACAGCGUGCCCACUAUUCUGCUCUUGAUGCAGCGCCGUCUGUAUGAACACGGAGGCCUGCAGGUGCGUUGACUUAGCCCAAAAAACUCAACUUUUCCUCCCUGGGGGGAAAUCAUCCGCUGACCAUCUGGGUAUGAUCCGAUCUCCAGGCGGAGGGGAUAUUCAGAAUCAACGCCGAGAACAGCCAGGAAGAGCACGUACGGGGUCAACUCAACAGCGGCAUCGUCCCCGACGACAUCGACGUUCACUGCCUGGCAGGGCUAAUCAAGGUACCCUCCCUCUCCUACCCCAAACCCUAACCCUAAGCCGAACCCUGAUCUCUGGUUCUUGAGAUGCUUCCGUUGCAGGCUUGGUUCAGGGAGCUGCCAUCGGGGGUGUUGGACCCGUUGACUCCGGAGCAGGUGAUGGCGUCCCAGACAGAAGAUGACUGCGCCGCCUUGGCGAAGCUCCUGCCGCCGCCGCAGGCGGCUCUGCUGGACUGGGCGGUCAACCUUAUGGCCGACGUCGCCCAGCACGAGCUCCACAACAAGAUGAACGCCCGCAACGUCGCCAUGGUCUUCGCCCCCAACAUGACCCAGGUGAUCAGGAAUCUCCAUCUCUCUCUCUCUCUCUCUCUCUCUCUCUCUCUCUCUCUCCUCUCUCUCUUACUCGUUCGUCUUCUUCCUUGCUGAUUCAGAUGGCAGAUCCUCUGACGGCGCUCAUGUACGCCGUCCAAGUGAUGAACUUGCUCAAGACCCUGAUCUUGAGGACGCUCAGAGAGAGACAGGAGGCUGUGCCGACGGCGGCGGCGGCGGCCUUGCCUUCCGGGCCCUCCGACGAGGAUGACCAGAAUGGGGCUCAUCUCCCCAUUGAGGGUGCUUCAGCCCAUGAGGGAGGACAGAGCGAGCCGGCCUGCAGCCCGGAUGAAGCAGUCUUAGAGAAGAAGAAGAAGAAGAAACCAAGGAGAACCAGCUUGAAUCCCAGGAAAGGAGCCAAGAAAACAACUGGGCAAGCUGCUGCUGCUGCAACCACCACCCUCCUCACAAAGAAGUCCAAGGAGGCCACCACCAGCAUUGUGAGCCGGAUAAACCCUAGAAUCGAGCGAGCAGAGGCAUGGCGUUGA